Messenger RNA from Trichoderma aggressivum f. europaeum, 1902 nucleotides. RefSeq lists its product as uncharacterized. The record is from RefSeq and is a predicted model, not a curated record. The coding region runs from base 1 to 1902 and encodes 633 amino acids. The transcript has 4 exons. Gene Ontology annotation, molecular function: S-adenosylmethionine-dependent methyltransferase activity. NCBI's taxonomy places the organism in Eukaryota, Fungi, Ascomycota, Sordariomycetes, Hypocreales, Hypocreaceae.
AUGGCUGCCACAAACGACAUUGAGACCAUGGGCAAGACCAUGUCGGAACACUUCCAUACCGCCGACACGCUGUCUUCGUUUGAGCGAGACUUUACCCGGUUCUCGCGCAGCGUCAUGAGGGUCAUUGCCGAGCCUCUCAUCAAGCAAAUGGGCUUCCAUCAUGAAACCACGGAGCCGGCGGUUCUUCUGGACAGCGCGUGUGGAUCGGGCGUGGUGAUGCAGGAGGUGCAGGCUGCGCUGUCCGAUCAAGUGUUGCAGCGGAGCUCGUUUACAUGUGCUGACAGCUCGGCGGCCAUGGUGGAUUUGGUGAAGAAGAGGAUUGUGGGCGAGAAGUGGGUGAAUGUGAAGGCGACUGUGCUUGAUGCCAUGAACACAGGGCUUCCGGACAAUACCUUUAGUCAUGUAGCCCUCGGUUUGGCACUUCACGUUAUCCCAGAUCCGGAUGCAGUUGUAAAAGACUGCAUGAGAAUCCUCAAGCCAGGCGGCACCUUUGGCGCCUCAACUUGGUCCAAGGCCAAUGGCAGCAUCUUCUGGAUCCCCGACAUGCGCUCAGCAUUAGAUUCAUUGCCAUUCGACGCGCCGUUCCCAGACCCAAUGCCCAUGCAAAUGCACCAUUCCGGCCACUGGGACGACGCAGCUUGGAUCGAAAAGCACCUUGCUGAGGACCUUGGGCUUGCCAACGUGUCAGUCAAAGAGAACCGAGGCACUUAUACUUUUGAGGAUGCGUCAGAGUUUGUGGACUGUUUUAGCAUGAUGCUGCCAUGGGUGAUGAGUACUUUCUGGAGCGAGGAGGUGAGAAGUGCGCAUUCGUUGGACGAGGUGAAGGAGCUGUUGAAGCAGCAUCUGGCGAAGAAGUAUGAGGGAGGGGGGUGGAGCAUUGAGUGGCUGCUUCCACCUCCAACCAAGAUUCCGCCCGUCCACGAUGCUGUUCGCCGUCGUCGCAACGCUGGUUGGUGGUCUGGCGUCGUUUGCGGCGGCCAAUCCCAAUCAUCCUGGGACGCUGCCUUCAUAUCACUAUGGCGCGCCGAUCCACGUCGAGUGCAUGAACCGAAGCUCGUAAGUUCUCGGCAGACAGACAGACAGACAGACAGACAGACAGACGGAAAGCUUGAAGCUAUCGUGACAUUGAAGCUGACUGGCUCUCCCUCUUCCUUCUUCUUUAGCGAUACGGGCGAGCAUGUCGAACUGCCCAACCACCAGCUGCAAUGGAUCCCCUUCCCGACCUGCAACGAAACCGGCGAGCCUCUGCAGUUCCAGUACGGCGUCGAGGGCGAGCUCAACUGCACCGUCCCCCUCAUCACCGACCCCUUCUUCCACCUGCUCGAGUUCUACAUCCACAACGACGCGCCGCUCUCGUGCCGCCUGCCCGCCCGCCCUGCCGCCCACGUCGAGGUCAUUGGCGAGAAGCCGCCCGAGCAGGAGUACAUCCCGCUCAUCUUCGCCCUGGCCGGCACGCUGCAGCUCAGUCACAUGCACAUCAGCACGCACAUGAACGUGCUGCUGCACAGCAUGCCGAAACACCACACGCACCAUCACGACAGCGGCGUCCUCGACUCGGCCGUUUCGUACAGCACCAGUCCGCUGAGCCACAUGGCCGGGUCCUUCACCAAGAAGCUCGUGAUUGGGGAUCCGCUGCCGUUUAGCUUCUCCGUGCGAUGGUUCCCGACGCCGAUGCUGCCCAAGACGGAGGGCAGGGUGGAGUGGCAGGGCUUGGGAGGACACAUCUAUGCAAGCACCGUCUUUUACAGUCUGGUUUCGUUUAUCGCCGGUCUCUUGGUGGCUGGCAUGUACACCAUGGGCGUGAUUCUGCCCCGGAGGCUCAAGGGACGGGCCAUGGGCGGAGCUACGCCGCUGGGCUAUGGCGUGGGCAAUGGAUGGGGAUACUCUAAGAGAAAGGACUAG